AUGUCUGGUGCUUUAGGCCCAGCAUCGAUGCCGAGCACUUCUCCAGCUUCAGUGGCUCAGGCGAUCAACUCGACCAUUUCCCAGACUACUGGACAUACCCUCCUUCCCUCGCCACGCGAACUACUCUCUCUUCCUCUCCGCGCUCUUCAUCAUGCCGAAACCUUCGCUUUCAGCACGGUUCCACGACACAUCGCCCGAAUGGCUGGGAUUGAGGAUAUGAGCUUGAACUUGUGGCCAACUGCUGCGCCAGUGGCUGGACAGGGUAUUGCAGAUGAGGCCAUGAACGCUGCCGCGGAGAUUGCGGCCGGCGCCCCCGAGGUGGUCGAACAGGUGGAAAAUUGGUACCUUGCAGAGGUCACGUCGACGAUGCGGAAGGUCGGUGGCUUCUUCGGGUAUCUAACAAGCAUCUGGUCGUUCGCAUGCUUGGUGGAGGCCUUGAUCCUGAAUAGAAUCACGAUAUACGCAUCCACGCGGCGGCACCUUCAACUGGGAUGGCAGAGACGUCUCGCAUUGCGCAUUAUUCCUAUCGUCCUUUUCCUUUCGCAAUUAUUGACAUUGACACGCGGAAUUCGAUGCCAAACAUCUCCCGACUUUGCGACAAUGCGAUAUGGCAGGCCACGGAAACCAUUGGUAUUUGACUACGCGACUGGUGGAGGAUCUUUGCAUUGGUUUGCGUCAAGUCUCUUACCAUGGGAAUCAGAUGAGCAGGCCUGCAGUGCUGUAAGGAUGGCACAAACCGCCAACGCUCCGGCUAUUCCAUAUGGAUCCUUUGCACUCCUAUGGCCAGUUUUUAUCGUCUUAUGCCUAAGCCACUUUGUGGAAACCCUUUCUUGCGCAUUGCAAGGGCGUCCUGUCAUGACUGAGACAGGGAUGUCGAUCUUCGAGCACUCUCUUGCCUUUGCUGAAGCAGAAUCUAUGAUCAGUAAAUCUAUUGGUCUUGGCAUGUUUGGCCUUGCGAAACAUAAUCCUCUUACUCAAGGCGGCAGUGGAGAUAACACGGCAUCGCCCCUUCAGCUUCUGUCAAGAGCACAAGUGCUGGAGCGCAUGAAUGUCACUCCGGAGCUUUUACUUAUUGUGUUGAUAUCUUGCUGCAACAGUCUGACAUCGCAUAUCCUGGAAGUCUUUGGUAAGCAAAGCCGAUACCGUCUUGCAAAUACUGCCUUUUGGGGGGCUUGCUUCAUGGCUGCAAUGUGCUGGGGAUUGGAGGCGGGUCCUCCAGUAAGUCUCGACACAGGUGUGCUCAAGUUCCCAACGGUCUGCAUCGUUGGGUUUAUUCCUCAUCUGCUCGUUUUAUUUGGGGUUAUCAUAUGUGUGGCAAUCUACGGGUUGGCCCUGACUAUUACCGCUUUCUCGUUGUCUCCUGAAGAUAACCACACCCUCUCUCUCCGAGAGAGAUUUAUGAUGGCGAAUGAAAACAUGCAGGGAGCAACCCAGAUUCGUAACAUUCGUUUCAACAGGCAUGAAGACUUCUACACCACUCUGCUACGUGUUGGCUACGUGGCGUUAACAGCCGCGAGCGAAGCUGUGUUCUUGAACGAAGGCAAGGCAGUGAUCGCGAGACAAAUGACUUGGCUUGAACAGGACCGUUUGGCUGAGAUCGAAGCCUCCCGAAAACGCAAUUCUUCAAGUGGGAACUGGGAAAGCCACAACAUGGGAACCACGCCUUUUGACCCUGCCAGGUUCGCUAGUUUUGAGUUGCCCGAUGAUGCUUCAGUCUGGGAAAGCGGAUAUGGCCGGGAGAAGAAGAUCGAGAAGCCUAGAAAUGGUUCACGGACGACACAAUCUCAAGCUGAACUAGGUGGCGUGGGUGCUGUUCGGUCUUCUGUCCGACUUUGGCAUGGUAUCUCUUUCUUCCGCGCCAUAUUCUGGCUUAUCGUGCGUUGGAUUGCUUGUGCUUUUAGCAGAGUGCUUGACAGGCUCGGUAUCCAUGCUCGGCCACAAUGGUUGAAACGAUUGGCCGGAUCCCGGAAUAAACGAAAGUCUGCGAAAACCCCUUCGUCAGAAUUGCUGGACUUUUGGAUUCUUACCGAUGAAGGAGUGCUUCAGCUUCCUGAGAACCAUGAUUUCGACGUCGAACUGGAAAUGAGAAAGCAGGAGAGUUCUGGAAGACAACACUGGGAACUUCCUGAUGAGAGCCGACUGGAGGAUAAGAUGUAUGGCUGGUGGAAGGCUGGUGGAUCUUGGGGCAAUCAAGAUCACACCCCUGAUUAUAGACCUCCGGUGAUCGAGGAUGACCUAACAAGUGUCAUCUCGUUUUCUACCAAUGCCUCAGAGUCCGAAUGGGAAGAUUACCCAUCGGAUGGUCGCCGCACCCCCACUCAAUCCAACCCAAAUCCUGGCUUCUCUCGCGAGACUUCACCGUUGCAAGAUUCUCAUAUGGAUUUGGAUACAUUUGCUCGUCUCCUUGAUCCUCGUGACCGAGAGAGCAGAGAGGAAGCCCGUAUCCUUGCAGCCCAUCUCACUCCUGGACAAGGAAAUCGCAUUAUGACUCGUAGCCAGUAUCAGAAGCAGGUAGAACGGGAUAGAUCUCGGGUCCUGCUUUCUUCCCGUGUACAUCAUGUCGGCUCCAAGUCGACCAUUGAAAGGCGCAAACCAAACCCCGAGGAAGAAACCGAGAUGCUUGAACAACUGAUCAUCUCUCGGCGCUCUGAAACUGCUCCUACCUCUGACGCCCAUAGUUGGGAGGAAGGCGCCAUGGGCUUGGGCCCUAACGGCCCUCCUUGUGUAGUAUGUCAAACGAGCCCUCGGUCCAUCAUUACCUGGCCAUGUCGUUGCCUUUGCAUCUGCGAAGACUGCCGGGUUAGCCUAGCAAUGAACAAUUUCGGUAGCUGUGUUACUUGUCGUCAGGAAGUCGGUGGUUUCAUGCGGCUAUGGGUUCCGUGA
Messenger RNA from Penicillium longicatenatum, 2883 nucleotides. Its product is annotated as putative ubiquitin-protein ligase (Asi3). Bases 1 to 2883 code for a protein of 960 amino acids. Lineage: Eukaryota; Fungi; Ascomycota; Eurotiomycetes; Eurotiales; Aspergillaceae. Gene Ontology annotation, molecular function: ubiquitin protein ligase activity. Gene Ontology annotation, biological process: ubiquitin-dependent protein catabolic process; protein ubiquitination. The transcript is spliced from 2 exons. The record is from RefSeq and is a predicted model, not a curated record.